This is a messenger RNA of Cladophialophora bantiana CBS 173.52, 816 nucleotides long. RefSeq lists its product as uncharacterized. Bases 1 to 816 code for a protein of 271 amino acids. The transcript is spliced from 4 exons. NCBI's taxonomy places the organism in Eukaryota, Fungi, Ascomycota, Eurotiomycetes, Chaetothyriales, Herpotrichiellaceae. Gene Ontology annotation, biological process: glucan catabolic process. The record is from RefSeq and is a predicted model, not a curated record. Gene Ontology annotation, molecular function: beta-glucosidase activity.
AUGGACUGCAAAGACCCAAAAUCGAACUCUGAUCUCUUCUACAUUACGGCAAAGGUCAUCUUCACGCUGGACGAGUUAGGGAUGAAGGAUUUUGGAUUGUCGGUCUAUGGCAUAGCGAACCUCUACCUAGACGGAGAGUUCAUCACUGAGGAGACAACCCGCAAGCAGGAGGCCGGCAGCAUAUCCUUUCGCAAACGUGCAUGCGAUCUUGCUGCUGAAGCAGACUACUCUAUUCUCUGCACAGGGCUUAAUGAGGAAUGGGAAUGCGAGGGCUUCGAUAAGUUGGACUUCUCAUUGCCGCCCGGAGUGGACGAGCUGAUUUCGGGCGUCCUAGCCGCGCAGCCAAAUACUAUUAUCGUGACGCAAUCGGGCACACUGCUUAAGAUGUUAUGGGAAUCUGAGGCUAGAUCGAUCGUGCACGCCUGGUGCGGAGGCAGCGAGGAAGGAAAUGGUGUUGCCGAUCUGUGUCUCAUCUGGCUCGAGGAGAUCAGAGACAAUCCUGCCUAUUUGAACUGGGGUAGCAUUCGGGGUCGCGAGCUCUAUGGCGAGGAUGUGUUUGCGGGCUACAAGUUCUACGACGACCUUGACCGGUCUCCGUUGUUCUCGUUCGGAUACGGCAUCUCUUACAUCACGCUCGCUCUCACUCCCAUCGCGGCAUCGAGGGAAAGCCUCUAUAUCGGCGUCAUAAACACGGGCAAAUCUGCCGGCACCGAGGCCAUCCAGGUCUGCAUUCACGCUAUGUCGAGCGUUGUACUUCCAGCCCAAAGGGAGCUUCACGGGUUCGUGAAAGUCGAGUUGAUGUCCGGGGGAUGCUAA